Acipenser ruthenus (sterlet) is the source of this 2841-nucleotide messenger RNA. It is a transcript of the gene hwa, whose product is annotated as huluwa. The coding region runs from base 836 to 1849 and encodes 337 amino acids. The record is from RefSeq and is a predicted model, not a curated record. The transcript has 3 exons. NCBI's taxonomy places the organism in Eukaryota, Metazoa, Chordata, Actinopteri, Acipenseriformes, Acipenseridae.
AGCAUUAACAUAAAUGCAUAGGUAAGAAUGGGCUAGGGAUCAUUAGAUGAGCUGCCUACAAGGCACAGUCAAAAUUCAAAUACUUCCAAUUUAAAAAUAUGGUAUUUAACAUAUUGUUGUACCGUACAGUGAAGUUUCAUAAUGUCAUACAUUGUAAUGUAUAGCUAUUAAAACGUAUAUGCCUGGUUGUUAUUUGUUUCAUAGUGUUAGUCCAGUUCCAAGGUACAAGGGACAUGUGUGUCCCACAAAUAAAAUGAUGCCAACAUUAUUAUUUUGCAAUGAGGUGCACGAAACUGGUUUCACACAAAGUCCAAGCAAAACCAGACAAUCACUUUACUUUCAUCCUCUCCGCAUUGACCUUACUUUUAAGUGUUCUCGGGUAGUUUAAUAUUAGACACAUGAAAUAAAACGAAAUAAAUACCUGCCCUGACACAAACACAAUUACAAACGUGUAUCACUCCGAAGAGUAUAUCUCUUUGAAAGAUUAUCCGAAUGAAUUACCGGUACAUAUCUUACCUUAAUAAACACCCAAAGACACAAAAAAGACAAUUUAACAGAAAAAAAAGUGCCUUCUUUUUGGACACAACACCAAAGCAGAAAGACAACACAGGCCGCAUUUGACCGAACAUUCUUUCUGAAGAAAUCAGCUGAAAAAAAAGAGUACUCGAGAGCAGAGAGAGCCGGUUAGGAAAAACACAGUUCACCUGUGACAACCGUAUUCUGUUUUUUAUUUUAAAUUGUUUUGAUUAAACCUGGUUACUGAAUCCUUAACGUUGUAAAAUAAAAAUAAAAAAAUAAAUAAAAAAAUUCAUAACAAAAAAUUGUUUGUAAUGCCAUGUCGCAGUUGGAUCCCGCCUUACUAUCUGGAGGGUUAGGACCGUCUAAUCCCCCAAUUUUGGACGAGAGACUGCCCGUCUCUAGCUUAUCUCUGCUUAUACUUUUACUGAUACCUUGUGUUGUUCUGCUGCUACUUUUCAACUGCGUGAUACUGGGAUACAAACUUCUCUCUUGGAAGAAGAAACGGAGGAGAAGGCGGCGGCUGAGGGAACAACCGAGUUUUUUCUCGCCUUCAACCGAAUUCAGUACACUGAGCAGAACCCCCAAACUUUCGGAGGAACCAUCGUUUGCUAACAAUGCGGGCCCGGGUCCGAGGCCGGGUCGCAUACGCCCGGCUUCUUCCGCUCACAGCUCGGGAGAGAAUCGGGGCGAACCUGGACCGAGGGGUAGAGCUUACAAACCAGACGGGACCGCAGGAGAAGGGUCUGGCUCAUUGAGGCCACCCAGCACCAUACUAGCCGUCCUGUCAACUACAGCGUCUACAACAAGAGCCGAGUUGCCUCGCAGGACUCAGGUUCAUACCAACAGCUCAUCGGACUGGCGAGCGGGUGUUCAUCAGAUAGUACCUUUCUCGAGCGAUUCAGAAACAGAACGACCUCACCCCGUCCCUCCAAACUCGCCGGAGAUCACUGUGCAACGGGGUUUGCCAGGUACCAGGCAGAUGCACCGCAGCAGCACCAUGCGGCUGCACAAUGAACGGCACAUCCGCAUCAUGAGCCCCCCGGUGGACUCGGUCCGGUUCGAGUGUGCCAGCAGCAUCCCUCGCGAGGAGAAUGGCUUCGUCCACUCGGGCAACUCCUCCACCCUGGGGCCAGGGCUGGACAGUGACUUCGGGGCCAGUGCAGGCAUCUCCCUGCGCAUCCUGUCCUCAGACAGUGAGAGCUGCUCCAGUGUUCUCUGGGCCUCCGGGCUGGAAUGGGAUUACUAUGACCCCGGAUACAAUAGACGGAAGCAGAUGCGCAAACACAUGGAACAACUGCCGGUGCUCUGCUCCAGACAGUACUGGGUUUAACCGCUGUGUUAAUAGAACACUCUCAUCCUGCACUGCACUGAACACUGGGUGAAUGCACAGUGGAGAGCAGCGAUCCUGCAUCUCGCACACACGCGCACCCACACACACACACACACGCUGGACCUCUAGGGUUCCCUACAGCUGGGAUGGAGACUCGACACACAGUCGGAUUGUCCUAUUGAUCAAAGUGUCACCUGCAUCAUCUUUCUGUCGAUAUCUUAAUCACUUAUUCAGAAGCUAAAUACAAAAAAUAAAAAUCACAGUUACUUUUUUUGGUUUGUUUUUUGAAUUUUAGAUUUUUUUUUUUUUUUUUUUACAGGAGUACACCCCAGAAAAAAAAGAUAAAAUAUCACGAAAAUUAAUGGCAAAAAAAUUGUAAUGUACACUAAUUGGCCACACACAAUCUAUUUGUGGUUCAUUCACUUUUUUUCAUUGUUCAGUUCUCAAAUUAUGUUUUUUUUUGUUUUUUGUUUUUUUAAGAUAUACACACACACAGAAAAUACAUAAAAAAAAAUAAUAGUUCACUUAAAAUGUCUAAAGAAAAUAUAUUUGUAAUGCACACGAAUGAUCCAUACAAAAUGUGUUUGUAGUUUAUAAUUUUAAAUUAUUUCACCUCUGGAAAAGGACAGAUUAAAUUCACUGUUUUUUUUUUAAUGGAUGUAUUUUGUAGUGAACGCUUCGCUUCAGAGGGGUUUAAUUUGGUGCUCCCUCACUCAGGUAAUUUUUUUGUUUGUCUUCCCACCCCCUCCCCCCCAUUCUGAUUAAGAAAAUUCUUUGGUCUGAGGUGUUUUCUUAUUAAUAAAUGCACUUUUUGCACUACUGGUGUUGUUUUGGCACUCAUAAUACGAAAAAAAAAAAAGUACAAAAAAAACCAGCGCAGCAUGUAAUCCAGUUAUUUGUAAAUAUGUAUUUUAAAGAGUAUAUUUUAAUUACCGGUAUAUGUAAUAAUGUAUAAUCAGAAUAAAAAAGAUUUGUUUUAUCAUAUAAAUAAA